Molecule: messenger RNA, 2400 nt
Organism: Symbiodinium sp. CCMP2456
Lineage: Eukaryota; Dinophyceae; Suessiales; Symbiodiniaceae
Source: the annotation of a GenBank genome assembly
AUGCUUUCAGGCAGGAGUGCUCCAUUCAGCUUUGACGGAAAAGAGACUACGAAGCCGAUAACGGUUCUGUUUGGUGCAAUCGGUCGGCACAACUUUGGGGACUUGCUCAUGGCACAUGUGGCAGCCGAGCUGCUGCGCCAGCAUUGUGCUGUGGAGGAUGGUGACCUGGUUUUCGCUGAUCUUUUGGCACGUGACUUGCGGGCAUGGGUCGGCCACAACGUGCAGAGUGUGGUGUCUUUCGCCGAGCCAAAGUUUUCCAACACAAUCAUCAAUGUUGUUGCUCUUGGUGGAGAGACUGCAUCUUGUUCUGUCCGGGGUGCGCUUGACAUGCUUGUAAAUGGGAAUGGUGCUGAGCAGAUGAAGCUGGAUGAGCUUACCAUGAACGCAUCGCACUGGAUCAAGUUCAAGGCAGAAGCACCGCUUGCAUACAUCCUGCCCAAAAGCUUCCUCAAGAAGCCCGGCAAGUUCAUUACAAACACGAUUGGAGGCACACCCACUGGUGACACUGACCCUCUCCUGCAGGAGUAUGAUUUCUGCAGUACCCGGAAUCCGAUCGGCAACAUGACGUGGAAGCACUUGGCCCCUGACAGUGUUGUAGUGCUGCGCAGCUUGUUUGACGGCCGGAUUUCCUCGCAUGCUCCAGUCACUCCUAGACCGUACAUUGCUGUACAAAUGAAGCAGAUGGGCUUUCCGACAAACUUUGCCAGUGAGCUUGCCUCGUCGGCGGGGGAGCUGUCGGCCGACGUCAUUUUCUUUCGUGCAGGUGGGCUGAACAUUUGGGACAUUUGCGCCAUAAUAUCGACGGCCAUGAUCGUGGUUGCAACCAGCCUUCACUGCCGAAUCGUUUCUUUCGCAUAUUCAGUGCCGAGGAUCUCGUGGCGAGGGAGCUCCAAGGUGGAUCUCUUCAUAGAUCUUUGGGACAAAGAUGUACAAAACUUCAGCUACACAACUGGAAGCGAUGUGCGGAGUGCAGUCACGCUUGCCCUGACUGGAUCAAACGUAGCCCGCUUCAAGAACCACACGGUUGCAAGUAAGACUGCGGACAUGUACAGGUCAACUUUUCUCGGCUGGGCACGAGAGUGGGAUGCUCGAGCUGCAUGGUUUCAGCCUCCCGGCAAUGGCGAAGAAGCUUUGCUGAUGGCUUCCUGCCGCCAUGCUGGACUACUUCUGGGUGCCUUGGCCGUGGCGAUUUCCGCCGCCGCCUUCUGGAAUGCUUCCGUGUCUGAGACCUCGGAUGGACUGGCUUCGAGCCGCAGCGAAGGCCUGGCAGAUGGAUCCUUCUCAUCUCCGGAUCCAGCUCCUGUGGUCCCGAGCUGCCAGGGACCCAGGUUGAUCCUGCACGUCGGACCGGGCAAAACGGGGACGAGUGCCUUGCAGGACUUCUUGGUGCAAAGGGCGACGUGGCUUGAAGAGGAGUGGGGAAUCGGCGUGGGCUUUCGUCAAUCGAAGGCUGCUGCCUAUGAUCUUGCUAUACCCCUCUGCGAAGAGAACAGAGUUGAGAAGGACAAGUGCGAACCUAAGCAGAAUGCAGAGAAGGUCACUGAGUCGGUUCAGUACAUCAAGAGCAAGCUGCAGAAACGAUCUCUCGUGGUCGUGUCCAGUGAGGAAUUUGCUCGACCUACGUUUACCAGCACAUCCUGGCAAUGCUUUAAGUCCCUCGUGGGAUCAGGGGCUUGCUUCAGUGUGGUGGUCGUGCACCGGAAUGCCCCGGCAUGGAUGGCAUCGGUAUGGGCAGAGACCAGCAAGCUUCUCAGUGCCCCGCGAAGCUUUGAGUCGUUUACGGCGCUCUUUGCCGGCCAGCGCGCGCCGGACCUUCGGGGAGAUUCCGACCCGCAGCUGCAGAUUCUCAACAAACUGAACGAGGAGUUUCCGGGAAGGGUGGAUGCCGUGUCAUACGAUUACUUGGAGGAGGUGGGCAGUAGUCUUCCCGCCUUCUUCAUCUGCAACGCCACUCUCCGACUGACUGGCGAGCCGUGGCAUCGGUGCAAGGAAUCUGUUCCGAGUCCGAAGACAGUCAACAAAUCCCCACUCCAUGCAGCUAUCGACGUGGUGCGGCUGGCACGGAUAUACUACACAGCCAGGCGUGCUGCCCUGAACGGAACGGCUCCCUGCCAGCCUUGGCCAGUGGUGGACCUGCGGAAACGAGGAGUUCAGUCCAACCCAUUAGGGGUCUUGAUUGCUUACAACAACCCAGCGGUGGCCGAGCUUGCAAAGCAGCUUCCCCAAAAGUGCGAAAUUCUGGACGGGCUGUUUGAGAGCGAGACGCAGACAUGGUUUGCUCGAACAGGAGCACAGAGGGCGCGAUCUGGUUCGAAGCCUAUUUGCACUGUAGACAUCACUGCCAUGACGCCGGAGCAUUGGCAAUUGCUGGGUGGAUUGGUGCCAAAGUGCUACCAGUAG